CUACCUAUUUGUGAAACAAGUAGUGCUGUAAAGUAUUUAAUCAUUUCUACACAGUUCUAAAUUGUUCAUGUUAUCUGGUGUUUUGGACUCUAAGGGCCGCUGUUGAUCAACAAAAUAAUUUAUGUCCAAUGUUGUCAGUCAGUAGAGUCCCAUCCCCUAUCACUGCGCUUUACUUGAGGACAGCGAGAGACUGCGCUUCAUUCGAGGCGGGGCGCGACAGAGAGACAUUUGCUCUGAUCUAUAGAUACACGGAGGGGACUUUUGAAGUAGGCUGGAUUAAAAUAUAAAGUCAACAAUCACUCUUCUAUUUGAUCAUCGUUUCUGUGGAUGCGGUAUAAGGAACACUCGUGUCUGGUGUAUUAUCCGUUGGCUAUGGCAUUGGAAGGAUCCCUUCAACCUAAAUGCCUAAGAUGGCGUUUGUGCUGUGGACUGCGGUGGCAAAUACUGAUUUUCCUCCUGUAUUUCAGUCAUAUUGCCAGUGGACAAAUCCGCUAUUCCAUUCCGGAGGAGAUGAAGAAAGGUUCUCUUAUCGGUAACGUAGCUCAAGACCUGGGGUUAGAUCUGAAAAGGCUCCGAGCGGGCCGAGCCCGUAUCGUGACAGGAGAAAGCAUUCAGUACACAGAGCUGAAGACAGACAAAGGGAUUCUAGUCGUGAGUGAGAGAAUAGACCGAGAGCAGCUUUGUGGUGACGUCACACCGUGUAGCUUCAACUUCGAAAUUAUACUGGAAACGCCAAUGGAGCUCCAUCAUGUUACUGUGGAAAUUUGGGAUGUAAAUGAUCAUGCCCCUAUUUUUCCGAAUAAUCACAUCAAAUUUGAAAUCAGUGAAUCCGCCACUCUGGGAUCUCGUUUUGUGUUGGAGAGUGCUGAGGAUCAUGACGUAGGAGUUAACGGUCUACAGAAUUAUGUUUUAACCACGAAUGACAAUUUUAUUCUGAAACAGCAUGCGAAUCCUGAUGGUAGAAGGUUUGCCGAAAUGAUUUUACAGAAACCGUUAGAUAGAGAGGAGCAUCCUCGUCUCUCUCUAAAGCUAAUCGCUGAAGACGGUGGAAAUCCGCAGAGAUCUGGCACAGUAAAUAUAGAGAUCACUGUCCUAGAUGUCAAUGACAAUGCGCCUGUGUUUAACCAGUCAGUGUACAGAGCUACUGUAAUGGAAAACGCACAGAAAGGCACCUUUAUCACAACCUUAAAUGCCAGCGAUGCAGACAGUGGUUCGAAUGGGUUAGUUACUUAUUCAUUUUCUAACUUAAAAGGGAACUUAGCAGAUAUAUUUGAAAUUGGCAGGACAACUGGCAAAAUAUCUGUAGCUGGACAAAUAGAUUUUGAAAAAGACAAGAAAUAUGAAAUUAGAGUUGAGGCUAAAGACCAAGGUGGUUUAACAGACCUCGGUAAAGUUGUCAUAGAAAUAGUUGACAUAAAUGACAACGCACCUGUUAUAAACGUCAUGUCUUUCUCCAGCCCUGUGUCUGAAGAUUCUCCUUUGGGAACAACCAUUGCGAUAAUCAAUGUCAAAGACGUCGAUUCUGAGAGGAAUGGUCAGGUUACAUGCUCUAUAGAUAUGAAUCUCCCAUUUAAGAUCAAAUUAUCUAUGACAAAUUAUUACAAUUUGAUCACUGAUUUAACUUUUGACCGGGAAACGACACCAGAAUACAACAUAACCAUAACAGCGACAGAUUCUGGUUCGCCUCCACUCUCUAGCACCAGGACAUUACACCUUAGAAUCUCAGACGUAAAUGACAAUGCUCCAUUGUUUCAUCAGGGCUCAUACUCGACUUACGUCACAGAGAAUAACUCUCCUGGAAUGUCCAUAUUUACAGUCAGCGCGCGGGAUUCUGACUGGAAUCAGAACGCUAGAAUCUCGUACCUCUUGGAGGACACGCAGAUCAGUGGAACUCCAGUCUCUACUUAUAUAUCCAUUAACUCUGAAACUGGAGUUUUACAUGCGGUUCGUUCCUUUGAUUAUGAACAAAUUAAAGAGUUAAAACUUGUGGCUAAGGCGCAAGACGGAGGCUCUCCUCCCCUCAGUAGUAAUGUGAGUGUCAACAUCUUCAUACAAGAUCAGAACGACAACGCACCUCAGGUUCUGUACCCAGUACAGACUAGCAGCUCUCUAGUGGCUGAAAUGGUGCCUCGUUCAGCAGAUGUGGGCUAUCUUGUCACUAAAGUGGUGGCUGUUGAUGUGGACUCUGGACAGAAUGCCUGGCUCUCGUAUAAACUGCAGAAAGCGACAGACAGGGCGCUGUUUGAAGUGGGCUUACAGAAUGGAGAAAUAAGAACUGUACGCCAAGUCACUGAUAAAGAUGCUGUGAAACAAAGGCUCACUGUUGUAGUGGAGGACAACGGGCAGCCCUCUCGUUCAGCUACAGUCAAUGUUAACGUGGCGGUGGCAGACAGCUUCCCUGAAGUGCUCUCGGAGUUCACUGACUUUACACACGACAAGGACUACAAUGACAACCUGACUUUUUACUUAGUCUUGGCUUUGGCUGUAGUCUCAUUUCUGUUCAUCACAUGUUUAGUGGUUAUUAUAUCAGUGAAAAUAUACAGAUGGAGACAGUCUCGCGUCCUCUAUCAUUCCAAUCUCCCGGUUAUUCCGUAUUAUCCACCGCGUUACGCAGACACUUUGGGGACAGGAACUCUACAGCACGUGUACAAUUACGAGGUGUGCAGGACGACUGACUCCAGAAAGAGUGACUGUAAGUUCGUCAGACCCUGUAGUCAGAACGUACUGAUAAUGGACCCCAGUUCUACAGGGACGAUGCAGCGGAUGCAGAGUGAACAGAACAUCCUGGAUGAACCAGACUCCCCACUAGAGGUGUCAGAUGUCAACGACAAUGCCCCAGUGUUUCCACGGGGCGUGUACAACUCUUAUAUCGCAGAGAAUAACUCUCCAGGCGUCUCUAUAUUUACUGUUAGAGCUAAAGACACCGACUCCAAUCAAAAUUCCCGUAUUUACUACAUUCUGGAGGAUACUGACGUCAACGGGACUCCUAUGGCUGCUUAUGUUUCGGUAAAUGCAGAGAGUGGGGUUAUACACGCGGUACGCUCCUUUGAUUACGAACAAAUCCAAGAGCUUACACUCGUGGUUAUGGCGCAAGACGGAGGCUCUCCUCCUCUCAGUAGCAAUGUGACUGUGAAAUUAAUGAUCCAGGACCAGAAUGACAACGCGCCUCAGGUUCUGUACCCAGUCCAGACUAGCAGCUCUCUGGUGUCUGAAAUGGUGCCUCGUUCAGCAGAAGUGGGCUAUCUUGUCACUAAAGUGGUGGCUGUUGAUGUGGACUCUGGACAGAAUGCCUGGCUCUCGUAUAAACUGCAGAAAGCGACAGACAGGGCGCUGUUUGAAGUGGGCUUACAGAAUGGAGAAAUAAGAACUAUACGCCAAGUCAAUGAUAAAGAUGCUGUGAAACAAAGGCUCACUGUUGUAGUGGAGGACAACGGGCAGCACUCUCGUUCAGCUACAGUCAAUGUUAACGUGGCGGUGGCCGACAGCUUCCCUGAAGUGCUCUCGGAGUUCACUGACUUUACGCACGACAAGGAUCUCCCGGUUAUUCCGUAUUAUCCACCGCGUUACGCAGACACUUUGGGGACAGGAACUCUACAGCACGUGUACAAUUACGAGGUGUGCAGUACGACUGACUCCAGAAAGAGUGACUGUAAGUUCGUCGGACCCUGUAGUCAGAACGUACUGAUAAUGGACCCCGGUUCUACAGGGACGAUGCAGCGGAUGCAGAGUGAAAAUAAUAUCCUGGAUGAACCAGACUCGCCACUAGAGCGCUCAUACUCGACUUACGUCACAGAGAAUAACACUCCUGGAAUGUCCAUAUUUACUCUCAGCGCGCGGGACUCUGACUGGAAUCAGAACGCUAGAAUCUCGUACCUCUUGGAGGACACGCAGAUCAGUGGAACUCCAGUCUCUACUUAUAUAUCUAUUAACUCUGAAACUGGAGUUUUACAUGCGGUUCGUUCCUUUGAUUAUGAACAUAUCAAACAGCUUACACUCAUGGUUAAGGCGCAAGACGGAGGCUCUCCUCCCCUCAGUAGUAAUGUGAGUGUCAACAUCUUCAUACAAGAUCAGAACGACAACGCACCUCAGGUUCUGUACCCAGUACAGACUAGCAGCUCUCUAGUGGCUGAAAUGGUGCCUCGUUCAGCAGAUGUGGGAUAUCUUGUCACUAAAGUGGUGGCUGUUGAUGUAGACUCUGGACAGAAUGCCUGGCUCUCGUAUAAACUGCAGAAAGCGACAGACAGGGCGCUGUUUGAAGUGGGUUUACAGAAUGGAGAAAUAAGAACUAUACGCCAAGUCACGGAUAAAGAUGCUGUGAAACAAAGGCUCACUGUUGUAGUGGAGGACAACGGGCAGCCCUCUCGUUCAGCUACAGUCAAUGUUAACGUGGCGGUGGCAGACAGCUUCCCUGAAGUGCUCUCGGAGUUCACUGACUUUACGCACGACAAGGAGUACAAUGACAACCUGACUUUUUACUUAGUUUUGGCUUUGGCUGUAGUCUCAUUUCUGUUCAUCACAUGUUUAGUGGUUAUUAUAUCAGUGAAAAUAUACCGAUGGAGACAGUCUCGCGUACUCUAUCAUUCCAAUCUCCCGGUUAUUCCGUACUAUCCACCGCGUUACGCAGACACUUUGGGGACAGGAACUCUGCAGCACGUGUACAAUUACGAGGUGUGCAGGACGACUGACUCCAGAAAGAGUGACUGUAAGUUCGUCAGACCCUGUAGUCAGAACGUACUGAUAAUGGACCCCAGUUCUACAGGGACGAUGCAGCGGAUGCAGAGUGAACAGAACAUCCUGGAUGAACUAGACUCUCCACUAGAGGAUCUGGUAUAA
Molecule: messenger RNA, 4833 nt
Organism: Oncorhynchus kisutch (coho salmon)
Lineage: Eukaryota; Metazoa; Chordata; Actinopteri; Salmoniformes; Salmonidae
Product: protocadherin beta-12-like
Exons: 5
Coding region: 328-4833 (1501 amino acids)
Biological process (GO): homophilic cell-cell adhesion
Cellular component (GO): plasma membrane
Molecular function (GO): calcium ion binding
Source: RefSeq, a predicted model, not a curated record